AUGAAUUCCAUACAGUUAGAUGAAUAUGACCUCUACGCUGUUGACAGGACAUUUAUUCUGUCACUUUUUCACGGAUUCUGCACGGCUGUGCCAGGAAGCGUGCGACAGGAACUUGUCACCACAGAGGCUGACGCCGUGCAGUUUGUCAUGAUACUGCGGCCAAGGCUGACGAGUUUCACGCAUCGUAGCAACAUCUCCUUACGACAUCCGGCUGUAUCGAUGGCGGCGCGUUUGUAUUACAACGAGCUGCGCGCUUUCAUCCGGGAGGAGUCACGAUUUACUGGCGACAGCGCCAUAACGAGAAACGUGCCGGUGGUUGGGAGCAGUGCCUCUGGACGUGAAAAUCUGGGGGAGCGGGGGGGCUCCUCCUACACGUCAUGGCCGGGGGUGACAACCAAACCCAUCACGGCGGAACAGUUGACUCAAAAUAACUGGGAGCUUAUGGGGUCCUGCCAUGAUGCCUUGCUGCGGAAUUCGCAACCCCGCCCUAUUGCAGUCUACGCCAUCGCGUCCAAUGAUUUAGUAAAUGAUAUUAUCUGCCGCUACUGGGAGCGGAUUACAGUUCCUUCAGGCAGUGUGGGAUUUCGCCCCAGCUUCGCAUCCGGCAGCAACGAGGCUUCCAAAACUUUCACGUUUACAGAGAGUGGCAGUGGGAUACAUGCAACGUAUAUGACGGCAUUACAGUAUAUUUACCUUCAUCUUCGCAUAGCGGGUAUUUUACUUCCGCCAUCCUCGUUGCAGACGGAGAUUUUGGACUCUAUUAUUCUUGACCUUCGCGUGGAUGCGAUGUUAACCGGGAAAACGGGAGGGUUGUCGUUUGGAAGACCACCAGAAUAUUUUGGUUAUAGACCCACCGAUGAUGAAUUCGAUGAUGAUUCCGUCGGAUUGGAAUCGGCACCCAACGACCCCCUUCAUCCAGUUAAUGAGAAUCUCAUACAAAUGGUAGAGCCUUCAGAGGCGUCAAAGUUUCCUUUUAAUGUGAAUAACUUUAGGACGUCCCUCGAUGACCUUCCAGACAUUAGUUUUGGGCAGUUCUGGAUAUCCAUGCUGGAGCUUUCGGACAACUGGACAAGUACCUCUCAUCCAAUGGAACAUGCCAUUUUUUUAAUGGAGCUCUAUUGCGAGGUGUUUGCCCACGAAUGGGACGAUGAGGAAUUAUCCCUCCUGAAGGCGUUGCGCGCCAAUGCCGAAACCCGCCACCAGGAGGAUGCCUUCUCACUCAUGGAUGAUGAAGAACGGAGUUUUCACAUACUCUCCGAAUUCAACCACAUGGUGUCUUCUAUUGAUGAAUUCGCAAUGUCGGGAUUAUUGUACCAACCGAACCUGAUGCCUUUUCCGAAGAAGACUUUGGUCGCUGCUGAGGCUCUCUUUGAUCAUGUCUCCAACAUGGCAACGGUUUCAUUCCAGGGAUCAAUGAGUAAUGUGCGGCCUUCCACGGCUGGAUCAAUCUGGUCAGAGAGCAAGCAAGAAGGACAAUUGUCCAGGCAACAGCUUGAGAAACUCCAAUUGAUUGCGAGCGAUAGCAGUACCUUGCGUGGGCGUCACAGCGAGGGCGACGAAGAUGCAACGGAGUACGCAACUGGGAAGAAGAGAAAGGAAAAGGAGGAGAAGAAAAGGUUAUACCACGAAGGCAGACACAUGGAUGUGGAUAAAGAGAUCCUUGACAAAGGCGAAGGUGUACGAGAAGACGCACAUCGGCGAAGCAGUAGAGAUCGAAAGAAACAGCUCCGAAUCAGCAGAAGUCUCCGGGAAGAAGAGGAAGGAAAGGAAGAAGAGGAUGAAGGCUACGAUGACAAGCAUGCGGUGGAUAGAGAAGGAAGGAGAAGAAGGAAAAAGGAAGCCGGCGAAGGGCGUUCUCGUCAAGGUGACAUUCUUGAUAAUGAAAGUCGGGGGAGGCGGUAUAGAAUUGGAAGGGAUGGAAAACGUCUCUCUUGGCGUGAUUCGGAGGAGUCCUCUGAGUCCAUGUAUGCAUAUGAUUCAUCCGAUCCAAUUAGUCAGCGAGCAGGUGCCUAUAAAAAGGACCAUCUGCAUCGCCGUUACCCCACAAAAGCGUUUCAUGACUACGAAGGGAGGGAAGAUGAGGAGUACACGAUGGGUGCCGAUGGCGUCCGCCGCCGCAGCAGGAGGGGAGGACCACGUCGAAGUGGCUAUUCAAAAAGUGACAAAGACGCCGAGGGCGGGGAGGAUGACAAGGAUUCAUGGAGCACGCAAUCGAGUUCGUUUUAUUCUGUGCCCGAUGAUGAGCUGACACCCACUUCGCUGUCGCGUCGGCAAAAGGAGCGAGAGCGAAAACAAGCUGAGCAUUUGCUAAGACGUCGUAAGCAGCAGGAGGCGAGGCAGCGUCGAUCCAAAAUGCCUACAGCGGCAGAGAUAGCAGAGAAGCGUAAGAAGAUUGUGCAAACCUUGCAGAUGAAGGGUAUCCUCAUUAGUGGCGACGCUCUUACAGAUGAUGACAUUGCAGAACUUGGUGAUGAAACUAUUAGUGAAGAGUUGCUGCGGCGAGUAUUGUUAGACGCUGGGUACGCGAUCGAUGAGAUAAAGGAGUCCGACUUUCUGCAUAUAUUGUUGGGUGACAAGGAGCCACAGCCCGCUGACGUAAAUGCAGAGGAACGAAGUCAUGUCCUCGCCGCACUUCGCGCUCAGCCGUCGCGGCGGCCGCCCGAGACAGAGUACGCUCGUCGUCGCCGAGAGGCGCAGGAGAAAUUGCUGCGUGAAGAGAGGAGGGCUGCUGCAAAGAAACUAAGGGAAGAACGCCGUCUUGCAAUUAAAAAACAUGAGGAGGAAAGUUAUAUUCGAGAAGAGGCCGAUGAGUUAAAACCGCCUUUUUCUUCUUUGGAGGAUGUGGAAGUUUUGGGGUUACCGGGCCCCGGCCUUGGGCCUGUCGCACCACGACGACCGCCGCCUCGCCGCGAGGGGCCGCAGCCAAUUGUGAUGCCGCAGCCAGUGCAGCUUGAGAACUUAUUGCUCACGCGGAUGUGGAGGCCCGUUGUGUGGCGUGGCGUACAGCGACGUGUGAGGGGAAAAAUGCCAACGCGUCGGCAGGUGCUGGGAGAGGAAGAAAUGGAACUGAAAUCGUUUUCCCAGCUGGUGAUAGAGAAACCAUCCAAAGGGAAGCCGGCAGGGUUGCAUGAGCAUUCACCGACACAGUUGGAAAUGUUUUAUCGCGGUAUUCGCCCGGAUCGGCUUGUAAAGGGACGUGUCCCGUUGGCGCAACCGACAUCUAUCCUUGGUGGCACAUAUCAUCAGUUGCCCUCGAUUCAUUCGCAUGGGAAAGGAGGGCUGGAUUUGCAAGGUGGCCUGAAGACAACGCCGCCACCACCGCGCCAGUGUGCACCUGUCAAACUCUUUUCACUGACGACGAAAAAAACUUUUGCUGGGGCGCUUAAAGAGAGCUUGCAGCGCUACAUUGAUGACAAGGAGUACCUGGAUGUUAUAUACCGGAGUUAUUUGAGGUGA
Messenger RNA from Trypanosoma cruzi, 3456 nucleotides. RefSeq lists its product as uncharacterized. The record is from RefSeq and is a predicted model, not a curated record. Lineage: Eukaryota; Euglenozoa; Kinetoplastea; Trypanosomatida; Trypanosomatidae. Bases 1 to 3456 code for a protein of 1151 amino acids. The transcript has a single exon.